AUGAACACACAAUUCGGCGAAGUUUUUCUCUUUCUAACCGAUUUGGCUUGGAAAAGUAGAAUAACUAUACCGAUGCUGGUGACAACAGUCUUUCUCAUUAUGGAUAUACGUUUGCAAAUAGAAAUCAAUAUACAAACCGGCCAGGCUGCUGCAGAUUUAGAUGAUCUUGAUGAUGAUUAUGAUGACGAUGAUGACGACGAUGAUGAUUCAGAAGAUUAUACUAGUGAUGGCUCAAGUAAUGAAGACGAGAAUGCAAAUAUGUUUAUGGAAUUUGCACAUGAGCACAAUCAGCAGGAUAAUAAUAGCACUGCUAAUCGCUGGAGACGUUCAUUAGGCUUGAGUUAGUUUUUUUUUUUGUUUUUGUAAUAAAUGUGUAAAAUUUACUAUAUAUAUUUAUCAAUAUUUAAUUUCAUUAUAUACAAAAAUAAUACAUACCUUCAACUAUUAUCUUCAUAAAUAUAUUAUCAAAUAAUA
Messenger RNA from Bactrocera latifrons, 474 nucleotides. Its product is annotated as histone chaperone RTT106. The transcript has 2 exons. NCBI's taxonomy places the organism in Eukaryota, Metazoa, Arthropoda, Insecta, Diptera, Tephritidae. The record is from RefSeq and is a predicted model, not a curated record. The coding region runs from base 1 to 345 and encodes 114 amino acids.